AUGGUGGUGGAUCUUGGUGAUGGUGCUGUUUUGUGCAGCGACUAUUUAACUGUGGUGGCGGGUCUGGUUGUUUUUGGUGGUGGUGGUUUUGGAAAUGACGGUGUCACUACUGGUUGUCGUGGUGUUUGGGUGGUGGUGAUGUUGGUCGUAGUGGUUGUCCUGGAGGCUGUGGCGAUAAAUUCAUUUGAGAAAAUGCGGGGGAAAGGUGCGAAUGCGCCGAUUAAGGAUCAGACGCAAGAGUUUCUGGGCAUAGAGGAUAAGGUAAACAAGUCAUACUCCCCACAAAAUGGGCCAACCAGCAGCGGAUUGAAACCUCAGGAGCUGCAGACGCCCAUGGCGAUGCAGUCGGAAUUCAAUCGUAAGGCAUCGAAGAUUGGGCUCGGGAUUCACCAGACCUCGCGGAAACUAUCUAAGCUUACGAAAUUGGCUAAGAGGACCUCAGUUUUUUACGACCCCACCAUGGAAAUUCAGGAGCUGACAGAAGUUAUCAAGCAAGAUAUAACUGCACUUAAUUCUGCUGUAGUUGAUCUCCAGCUUCUAUGCAACUCACGAAAUGGAGGUGGUAAUAUUUCAAGUGACACCACCACUCACUCUACAACAGUCGUUGAUGAUCUGAAGAAUCGUUUGAUGAGUGCCACAAAGGAGUUCAAGGACGUAUUGAACAUGAGGGCAGAGAACUUGAAGGACGACCCAUUAGCGGCUGCGGUGGUGGUGGAUCUUGGUGAUGUUGGUGUUUUGUGCAGCGGCUAUUUAACUGUGGUGGCGGAUCUGGUUGUUUUUGGUGGUCGUGGUUUUGGAAAUGACGGUGUCACUACUGGUUGUCGUGGUGUUUGGGUGGGGGUGAUGUUGGCCGUGGUGGUUGUCCUGGAGGCUGGGCGAUAG
Fraxinus pennsylvanica is the source of this 882-nucleotide messenger RNA. The record is from the annotation of a GenBank genome assembly. Lineage: Eukaryota; Viridiplantae; Streptophyta; Magnoliopsida; Lamiales; Oleaceae.